Molecule: messenger RNA, 980 nt
Organism: Helianthus annuus (common sunflower)
Lineage: Eukaryota; Viridiplantae; Streptophyta; Magnoliopsida; Asterales; Asteraceae
Product: extensin-1
Exons: 2
Coding region: 46-702 (218 amino acids)
Biological process (GO): plant-type cell wall organization
Molecular function (GO): structural constituent of cell wall
Source: RefSeq, a predicted model, not a curated record
GCAACCUCCAAAAACACAACUUAGAUCCCAAUACUUUUACUAGAAAUGGGAACCAAUACGAAGAUGUCUUCAAUGACCACACUUUUAAUCACUCUUGCGGUGGUUAUUGUUUCUUUAAGCUUGCCGUCAUUAACCACCGCCACCUACCACUACUCAUCUCCACCACCUCCUCCACCAAAGAAAUCUCCACCACCUCCACCGGUUUACAAAUCACCACCACCACCGGUUCACAAGUCACCACCACCCCCUAUUUACAAGUCUCCACCACCCCCGGUUUACAAAUCACCACCACCACCGGUUCACUACUCACCACCACCACCGGUUUACAAGUCACCACCUCCCCCGGUUUACAAAUCACCACCACCACCGGUUUACAAGUCACCACCACCACCGGUUCACUACUCACCACCACCACCGGUUUACAAGUCACCACCUCCCCCGGUUUACAAGUCACCACCACCACCGGUUCAUAAGUCACCACCACCCCCUAUUUACAAGUCUCCACCACCCCCGGUUUACAAAUCACCACCACCACCGGUUCACAAGUCACCACCUCCACCGGUUUAUAAAUCACCACCACCACCGGUUCACAAGUCACCACCAAAGACACCUUAUGUAUACAAGUCACCCCCACCACCCGUGAAAAAAUACCCACCACCACAUUACACUUACAAAUCACCACCUCCUCCUUACCACCACUAAAGGGGGACUGUGGUUUUAGAGUUCUUUCCAUGCUUGCUGCAUUAAAGAAAUAAAUAUAUAUGAGAUUAUACUUUGGAGAUUCUAGUAGAUGGAGACAAAAUCAGGACAAGAAUGGUUCAAAGAUGUAUGGAAAGGGCUUUUAUCUUCAUGUAUUCAAUAAAUAGUUAAUCUUCUGUUUGUGUUUGAGAAUAAAGAAAUUAGUAGCAAAAAGAUAAGUUGUUCUUGUACUUCCUUUAUAUUCUGUUUCAUGCUUUAAUAAUUAGCCCACUCUUUUAACU